AUGAGUUUAACAGGAGUUGUGUCGGAAACACCCAAUGUUUUACUGUCGCCCGAAAGACUUCUUAUGGAAGUACCACAAGGUCUACAUAACUCCAUGGCAAUUGCAUCGUUAAUUAUUUGGUACGUUUCAUCUGCUGCAACACUAUUCUCAAAUAAAUAUAUCCUAAGUACUUACAAUGGCGAUGCAUUUUCACUAGGAAUGAAUCAACUUCUUCUAUCCGUGAUAACAGGCUAUGUUCAAAUGCAAAUCAUGAAUAGAAUCUCGACGCAAAUCCAUAAGAAUCCAUCGACUGCCAAGGCAGUCUUUCAAGAUAUGUUUUUUAUCGGUGCAUUUCGUUGUGUUACAGUUAUCCUCGGCUUAAUCGCACUUAAACACAUUGCUGUUUCAUUUGUGGCAACUAUCAAAUCGUCUUCGCCUUUGUUCACUGUGAUUAUUAGUCGGAUAAUUUUAGGAGAAAAAACGGGCAUUUGGACAAAAUUCUCAAUGGUGCCAAUCACAGUUGGUCUUGGCCUGUGUAGUUCAUUUGAAUUGAGUUUCAAUAUAUUUGGCUUUCUGUGCGCCUUGGGAACAAAUAUUUUCGAAUGCUUACAAAACGUCUACUCAAAAGUGCUCAUAAGUGGCGAACGCUAUCGUUAUACAGCUGUUGAAUUACAGUUUUGGGCAAGUUUGGUCGCAUCUGUUUUUCAGAUACCUCUACUGUUUUACAAUGUUCCUGUUUUGUCAGCGAUACGUUCGACUUCUCUGACACUUUUUCUUUUAUACAUCUUUAAUGGGAUUUCAUAUCAUAUUCAAUCAGUUGCUGCUUAUUCUGUCAUGGCCUAUAUCUCGCCCAUAACACAUAGCGUGGCUAAUACGGUUAAGCGAGCAUUGUUAAUUUGGUUAUCAGUAUUGAUUUUUCACAAUCCAGUUACAUUUCUUAGCGGUUUUGGUACAUUAACAGUUAUCUUUGGGGUGAUAUUGUACAACGAAGCACGAGACAUCGAGAAGAAGGCGGGAAAUUCGUCUACUUCAGCUAAUAAUAACGGUCCAGUCAUAGCAUGGAGAGAUAUUUGA
This is a messenger RNA of Adineta ricciae, 1053 nucleotides long. The record is from the annotation of a GenBank genome assembly. Lineage: Eukaryota; Metazoa; Rotifera; Eurotatoria; Adinetida; Adinetidae.